Camarhynchus parvulus is the source of this 2050-nucleotide messenger RNA. RefSeq names its product chromosome 5 C11orf74 homolog (gene IFTAP). Gene Ontology annotation, cellular component: 9+0 non-motile cilium; cytosol. NCBI's taxonomy places the organism in Eukaryota, Metazoa, Chordata, Aves, Passeriformes, Thraupidae. Gene Ontology annotation, molecular function: intraciliary transport particle A binding. Gene Ontology annotation, biological process: acrosome reaction; spermatogenesis. Bases 476 to 1183 code for a protein of 235 amino acids. The transcript has 10 exons. The record is from RefSeq and is a predicted model, not a curated record.
GCGCUGCGGCGGCUUCCCGGGGCGGGCGCGGCCGCUCCCAUGGGUCGCGGGCCCGCGGGCUGCUGGGGCCGGUAGUUCCCGCUGGGUGCCUGGCCCGGCCCGGCCAGGCCGCCGCUUCCUUGUCCCGGCCGUGGGGAAUCGGGACCCGCGGGCUCAGCGAGCCGGCGGCGAUGUGCUCCUGAGAACUCGAUCUACUGUGGCUAACUGGCUGUGACUGGUUUGUUUCCUUUCCUCUCUUCUCUUCAGAUGGCACAACAAGAAACCCACCAGUCUCCAGAAGCUUUAACUCUUUGCUGUGGAAGAAGCUCAGAGUGACAGCAGGUGCCUUUUAGGAUAGUUUAAAGAAGCCAUUGCCUUGAGGCUGUGAAUUGGGUGUUUGCUGAAGCCUUUUAAUUGUGUAGAAUCUACUGGUUAGCUCCUUAGCAAAGGAGCAGCCUACAAAACCAGAUAUACCUAUUCGACUCUCAAGGUGUGCAUGAUCAUGGGAGAACAACUGUUAAAGAACAGCAUCCUUGAUCAAUUUAUUAAUAGCCAUGAGCAGUCAUAUGAGGAGUUUCUAAAUACAUUCACAUAUCUUUUGAAAGAGAGAGAGGGAAAGACAAUUCAGGGAAGUAAAGUGGACUCCUUAAGAAAAAAAUGUUCUACUUCUGAAUUACCAAACAGAAAUAAACAGGAUGGCUCACCUGAAAGAAGCAAAGAAAUGUGGGUGUCAUUUCCACCACGGAUGCCAAAUGAGAAUGAGGCAGUGAUGAGUGAGAGCUCAACAGCUGGUGUCUCUGAUGGAAAUAAUCUCAGUCUGUCUGAAAAAGUGAAGGUGGACAAGUACUUACACUUGGAAGAUGUAGACACAGAUGAGGAGACAUGCAGUGCAGGGUCAUUAGUUCUUCCAGGAGAGGUGGAAGAGACAGUGAGUUGCUGUACACCCUUCUUUGAUAAGCCUGUUCAGCCGAAGUUCAGAGCCUGGUCAGUUCCCCAGCCAUCACACAGCAAAGCCCAAGAGCUACUGGGCGAUGAUGUUCAACCAUUCUCCCUUGAUGAAGAAUUUGAUUAUGACAAUGUGGCACUGACCCCUAAGUUCUCUGAAGCUGAGCUGAAGGCCAUUACAGAGUUGUCUGAAGAGAAAAGCGGUGCCUUGGAUCCUGCGCUGGCUCAGGGUAAAUGUGCUGGAGUGACUUCUCCAUAGGAGCAAAACAAGCUGGUGGAUUUCAGAAUAACAUCGUGGCUACUCUUGCUUAUAUCUGGUACUGAUUCAGUUCCUGAGUAGUACAAAGCUGGUCCUAAAGCUGCCUUUUACCUCGUUCUUUCAGUAAUGCAAUUAAGAGCUUUUUAACAGCUGACAAAUCAGUCUAUGGACUCUUUAAAUGUAUAGAGAUACAUGAGUUAAUAAAUCUGGGAAUAUGUUUUUUUCUCUGUCUUUUGAGUUACUUCAGUUCUGCAAAAAAUAAAUAUUCCUGUUUCCAACAAACUUUUUGUGUUGAUCAAAAUUGACAUAGUACAACUCCUAAAAUUAAAACAGUAACUGCUCAAACCACCCCCCCCCACCUUCCACACAGAGGAAAAAAUAGCAAUCUCAUCCAUUAAAGGAAUUGGCAUUGAAAAGCUGUCAGAUUUUAGAUUUUUUCACAGGAGAUGAUUCCAAAUAACAGCUUAUAGCUUACACUCUGCAUCACUGAAAUACAGCAAGCUGGAGUUGAGUAAAGGUUAGCUAUAUGGGUGGGAGAGAAGAGAGUGCACCUCUGACACAAGGCAGUAUGUACUCCUUCUCUGAAGAGUUCAGAAUCCUUUGUUUUCAGUAACUGUAGAAGCUUUGCCAUUGAGGUUUGGUUUAACAUCACAAUGCUGCAUUGUAUUUUUGGUCGUUUUCUGGUAUAACUGCAUUCACUAAACCUUGCUGACCAACAUUUUGUCCUUGACCACUCUCUGUUAUUUCUGAAGUGGGUGAUUAGCAUGAUAAAUGCUAAUUUAUCUGCCUGAGCAGGCUGACAGGGCACCGAACCAUAGGUUUGUGUAAAGGCUGUGGAUGAAUUUUCUGGGGCCGGUUGGCUGCUUC